CAUCCAAGAUUACUGUUAACUCACAAACACAGACUAGUAGUAGUAGAGAGAUAGAAAAGAGAGAGAGAGAGAGAGGGUUGUCCUCCUGCUGUCCUGUUUAGUGUGUUGCAGGUCUCUCUUUGCUUUGUACAGCCCAGCCAGCCAGAAAAUUGCAGUUCUUGUUCUUGUUUUUUUUAACACCUACCUCCUUCAUUCCUCUCUCAAAUAAUUCUUCUCUUCUCAAAAACAAAACCCAUUCACUCAUCAAACACUGCCACAGAAGAGAUGUGAUUGAACAAGCCAGUAACAACAAUUCAUUACUCAUUCAUCCUUAUUUCGUGAUAACCUUGAAAAUUGAUUGAGAACCCAUUUUCUCUAUAAUCAUCCCACUCUGCUUCACUGCUAGUAGUACUACUACCACUCACUUGAUUCUGCAGAUUCUGAAAUCAUACAACCAGAAAAGGGUCCUUUCAAUGUUUGUUAAUAAUAAUAAUACUUCAAGAACUAGAGAAGAAGGAUAAGGAGGAGAAGACCUUCAUUAUCUCUUCAAAAUGAGUACUAUUGUGCAAUGAAAGCAACCAAGGUGUUUGAUUGAAGACCCAUUUUGUGCAUUUUGAGAUAGAUAGAUAAUACUAGUACAAGAACUAGAGAGGAACUUGAGUAAGAACAAGCAAAGUCGUGGUGGGUGAUAAAACAAGAAAAAAGGGUUUGCAGUUAUGGGAUUCUUCAAGAUGGGUUUAGUCACAAUGGAGAAGUGAAUGUUCUUGAGAUCAUCCAGAGACUAACUACAAUGGGUAGUGUGAUUCCAACAACAAUUUUGGUUCUGCUUCUGUUUUGUUGUUGCUUCAGUACUAGUUUUGGCUCCCCUGCUUCAGACAAUGGAGGGACAUUGUUGGAUAUCAAGAAAUCUUUUAGAGAUGUGGAUAAUGUGUUAUAUGACUGGACUGAUUCCUCAUCUGAUAAUUACUGUUCUUGGAGAGGAAUCAUUUGUGAUAAUGUCACAUUUGAUAUCAUGGCACUUAAUCUCUCGGGUUUGAAUCUAGGUGGGGAGAUAUCGCCAUCUAUUGGUAAUCUGAAAGGACUGGUUUCCAUUGACUUGAGAGGGAACCAUCUGUCAGGACAAAUUCCGGAUGAGAUUGGUGAAUGUUCAUCUCUUCAAACCCUGGAUUUGUCUUUCAAUGAGAUUUAUGGGGACAUACCAUUUUCAGUAUCAAAGUUGAAAGAAUUAGAAACAUUGAUUUUGAAAAGCAAUCAGUUAAUUGGACCCAUUCCCUCAACUUUGUCACAGAUUCCAAACUUGAAAAUCUUGGACCUGGCUCAAAAUAAACUUAGUGGUGAGAUACCUAGACUUAUCUACUGGAAUGAAGUUCUACAAUACCUGGGAUUGCGAGAGAACAAUUUGGUAGGGAGUCUCUCUUCCGAUAUCUGCCAAUUAACAGGCUUGUGGUUUUUUGAUGUAAGAAAUAACAGUCUUACUGGUAGCAUACCUAUGAAUAUUGGAAACUGUACAGGCUUCCAGGUCUUGGAUUUAUCCUACAACCAGCUUACUGGGGAGAUUCCAUUUAACAUUGGUUUUCUACAAGUGGCCACUCUAUCUUUACAAGGAAAUAAACUCACCGGGAAAAUUCCAUCUGUGGUUGGUCUGAUGCAGGCACUUGCUGUUUUAGAUCUUAGCUGCAACUUGUUAAGUGGACCGAUUCCUCCAAUCUUGGGAAAUUUGACUUAUACGGAGAAACUGUACUUGCACAGUAACAUACUUACUGGAAGCAUUCCACCCGAGUUGGGAAACAUGACUAGGCUCCAUUACUUGGAGUUGAAUGAUAAUCAGCUAAGUGGACAUAUUCCCCCUGAACUUGGGCAGCUCACCGACUUGUAUGAUUUGAAUAUUGCUAACAACAAUCUUGAAGGUCCACUCCCUGCUAAUCUUAGCUCUUGCACUAAUCUCAAUAGCCUCAAUGUUUACAAUAACAAACUGAAUGGAACAAUUCCACCUUCCUUUGAAAGGCUCGAGAGUAUGACAUACUUGAAUCUUUCAUCAAACAGUUUUAAAGGUCCAAUACCUAUCGAGCUAUCUCGAAUCGGUAAUUUGGAUACCCUGGACCUUUCGAACAACAAGAUAUCUGGUCCUAUACCUUCUUCGAUUGGUGACUUGGAGCAUCUCCUUACACUAAAUUUAAGCAAGAACCGUUUAGCUGAAGGGAUUCCGUCGGAGUUUGGCAAUCUUAGGAGUGUCCUGGAGAUAGACCUUUCACAUAAUCGUCUCACUGGUCUAAUCCCUCAAGAACUUGGUCAGCUUCAGAAUUUGUAUUCAUUGAAAGUAGAAUACAACAAUUUGACAGGGGAUGUAGUGCCAUUAAUAUCUUGUCUGAGUCUUAGUGUGCUCAAUGUGUCUUACAAUAAUCUCUUCGGUGAUAUUCCCACUGGCAAUAACUUCUCAAGGUUUCGUUUUGAUAGCUUUACUGGAAACCCCAAUCUUUGUGGUUAUUGGCUUGGUUCUCCAUGCCAGACAUCUCAUCCACCAGAGCGACCUCCAAUCUCCAAAGCCGCCAUCUUAGGUAUCGCAUUGGGUGCUCUUGUUCUACUUCUCCUUAUCUUGUUAGCAGCAUUUCGACCACACCAUCCAAAACCUUUUGUAGAAGGAUCGCCAGAAAAACCAGUUACGUUUACCUCACCAAAGCUCGUGAUCCUUCACAUGAACAUGGCCCUUCAUGUGUACGAAGACAUCAUGAGGAUGACUGAGAAUUUAAGUGAGAAGUAUAUAAUUGGAUGCGGAGCAUCAAGUACUGUGUACAAAUGUGUGCUGAAGAAUUGCAGGCCAGUGGCUAUCAAGAGGCUAUACUCUCACUACCCCCAGUGCCUGAAGGAAUUCCAGACAGAGCUUGAAACUGUUGGAAGCAUCAAGCACCGAAACCUUGUUAGUCUCCAAGGAUAUUCUUUGUCUUCCUCAGGCAAUCUUCUGUUCUACGAGUACAUGGAGAAUGGUAGCCUAUGGGAUAUCCUACACGGGCCUUCCAAGAAAAAGAAGCUUGACUGGGACACACGACUUAGAAUAGCGCUUGGCUCAGCUCAAGGAUUAGCAUAUCUCCACCAUGACUGCAGCCCUCGAAUCAUCCAUCGGGAUGUCAAAUCUUCAAACAUACUUUUGGACAGGGAUUUGGAAGCCCAUCUCACUGACUUUGGAAUUGCGAAGAGCUUGUGUGUGUCCAAAACACAUACUUCAACUUACAUUAUGGGCACUAUUGGCUACAUAGAUCCUGAGUAUGCUAGAACCUCUCGGCUCACUGAGAAGUCGGAUAUCUACAGCUUUGGCAUUGUUCUGCUUGAGCUUCUUACUGGGAGGAAAGCAGUGGAUAAUGACUCCAACCUCCACCAGCUGAUUAUGUCCAAGACUGCGAACAAUGCAGUAAUGGAAACAGUCGAUCCAGAAAUCUCCUCUACAUGUAAAGAUCUUGCAGCAGUGAAAAAGCUAUUUCAACUAGCCCUGUUAUGCACUAAAAAACAGCCCUUUGAUCGGCCAACAAUGCACGAAGUUGCUCGUGUUUUAGAAUCCUUAGUUCCCAUUCCUGAUGUUAAACAAUCUCCUCCACCAGGCUCAGGACCUCCACCACCACCAUCGAACGUGCCCAGUUACAUGGAAGAGUAUGCAAAUCUUAAGAACCCUGGAAUGUUAUACUGCGCAUCUGUUAGUACUUCAGAUGCUCAACUCUUUCUGAAAUUUGGAGAGGUUAUAUCUCAAAACACCCAGUGAACGUCUAAUCCGAGCUCUGAAAAUCCAUAAAUCUUCUGAAUAUGUUGUAUAAAGAGAUCUAUUUAGAUAGCUAGCCAUUCACAGUAAGAUAUGUAUUUAAGAUAUCUAGUGAAAAUGAUGCUUUUCCCUUGGGAAAUUUUUACAAUUUGCACUUAAAAGUCUUUGUUGGACCAAAAACGUUUUUCUCCAGCAGGGCCGCCAAAAUAUUAUUGCCGUAUA
Messenger RNA from Papaver somniferum (opium poppy), 3946 nucleotides. RefSeq names its product LRR receptor-like serine/threonine-protein kinase ERECTA. Bases 770 to 3727 code for a protein of 985 amino acids. Lineage: Eukaryota; Viridiplantae; Streptophyta; Magnoliopsida; Ranunculales; Papaveraceae. The transcript is spliced from 27 exons. The record is from RefSeq and is a predicted model, not a curated record. Gene Ontology annotation, molecular function: protein kinase activity; ATP binding; receptor serine/threonine kinase binding. Gene Ontology annotation, biological process: protein phosphorylation.